AUGGCGGCAGAGGAGCGGAGCGAGCGCGGCCUGCAGGUGACGCGGGGCUCCCCGCCACGGGCCUCCACCGUGCGAGUGCUGCGGCAAAGCCCUGCAGCGGAAGAUGUGCUGGUGCGGGUGCAGGUGGCGGCACUAACACCCACGGAUGUUCUUCUUUGUCAACGCGCCCUCAUUGUGUCCAAAGCUGACCAGUCGGACGCAGCGACCUUUGUUCCCGGAACAUUCUUUGCCGGGAAGGUCUUAGCCUUUGGCGACUUGGUUCAAGGUCUUCGCGUAGGCGAGCUUGUCCUGGGCAUCGUGGAUCCCUCGUUCCAGGUCCUGCGCGGCAGCUCCCAGGAAGCUCGCUUCGAGACGGCUUCGUCGGAAGAGGGCGGAUGCUAUCGCGAAACCGUCAGUGCUCACUUCUCGAUGCUGCUUCCCUUGGACGGCGUCGACCCGAAGCUACCUCUCACUGCGCUCGUGGCCCAUGUACCACCCAUGAUCAGUGCCUUGAUGUGCAUGGCUUCGUUGCGAUUGAGGCCCAUGGAGGCUUUGUUGCUGAUCGCACCAUCUCUGGACGAGAUCGCUUUCUUACUGCAGCGUUUGCUGAUCAGUGCAUGGCAUGGGCCCCUCUACAUGGUCCUCCUCUCGGGGCCUGCACCCUCGCGCCAAGAUCUUCAGCAGCACCCCCUGCUGCAGCCACUGGUGCAUUCGGCAGGCAGAAGCUUUCUGGAUGACAUGCUGAGCAUUUCCAUCCAGGAUCGCCUCGAGGGCUUGACACAGGCCCGGGCGCAGCUGGCAGUGGUUUUGGCGGAGAUCGUUACAGAGGUUGUGACGAGCACCGGCGGGCUUGGUGUGGAGGCUGUUCUCGCUUUGGAUGUGGACCUGUGCCCUGACAAGGACUUGGUUCCAGAACUGUCCACGGACCUGGAUGCUGCAUGUGUGGCUUUGGAGCCAUGUGAGCGACCACCUGCGGUACUCCGAACACUUGUUGGAGCACUUGCGAUGAGGGGCCGGUUGCUGACGAACUGUGAGAGGUUCGAGCUGUCGCCAGAUGAUGGCCACCACCUCUGGGCAAAAGAGUGCUCUGUGGCAUUCGUGAACCCACACUGUUUGCCGCUCUCGGGAAGCCGUCACGGUGAGUUGCUGCAUGCAGCUAUUGAGAUUUGCGGGAAGAUUGCGGCAGGUGAGCUUGCUAUUGCCGAAUCAGAGGUUGCUCAAUUCUAUCUUUUCGAUCAAUUCCAACAAGCCCUGGACGUCGUGAGCGCCAAGCGAGAGAGGCGUGGCGUGCGGAAGUACAGCAGUGUUGGUGCUGGCAAUCGGAGCGCAUUGCUGGUGGCAUUGGUUCUUUAA
Molecule: messenger RNA, 1332 nt
Organism: Symbiodinium sp. CCMP2592
Lineage: Eukaryota; Dinophyceae; Suessiales; Symbiodiniaceae
Source: the annotation of a GenBank genome assembly